AUGGCUGCGAGAGUGCUGCUGCGACGGCGUGUCGCUGCGCCUUUCAUGGCUGCGACUCUUGCCGGAGGAGCUUUAUUUCCCUCGGUUGCGCUGGCUGAAGCACCCUCACACGACCACUCUUCUAAGAAACCUAUAUACGACGACUACGAGACCUUCCUCUCCCAGAAAGCCACCAAUACGCCAGUCCCAUCACCAGCCUCAGAUACUAUAUCAGAAGCGUCCUUCUCAUCGUCAACGACAUUAGUCGAACAUUCAGAGCAAAAACAUCACAGUCCGACGCCGACCGACCGGUUAGCCGUAGAGGUCGGCAAAGCCCGUCUAUUCCUAUACCGAUAUGCUACAGCUACGGAGGAUGCCGUAAACGGCGCCAUCGACUCGGCAUUCCACCUGGAACAGUCCUUCACCGAGACUAUCGCAUCGCUGGCGCCGGCGCGGGAGACUGGCGAGAAAUUGAUGCCGGGACUAGUAUACGUGCUUGUGGCAUCCAUGACGGGUAGCAUCAUCACAAGGAACCGCAAUAUCAUCCUGCGGGCCUCGCUACCCCUAGCCUUCGGCGUCGGCGCCGGCUGGUUGCUUCUCCCCGUUACCAUGACAAACGUGUCAGACCUGCUAUGGCGCUACGAGCGCCGAUUCCCCGCCGUAGCCGAUGCCCAUCUCAAGACGAGACAAGGCAUCCAAGACGCCUGGCGCUUCGCCAGAGUCCACGUCGACGUCGGGAAGAACUACGUCGAUGAGAAGGUGGGCAACACCCGCGAUAUUGUCGAGAGCUGGGUAAAGCAGGGUAAAUAG
This is a messenger RNA of Daldinia childiae, 789 nucleotides long. Its product is annotated as MICOS subunit MIC26. Gene Ontology annotation, cellular component: MICOS complex; mitochondrial crista junction. The transcript is spliced from 3 exons. Gene Ontology annotation, biological process: cristae formation. Lineage: Eukaryota; Fungi; Ascomycota; Sordariomycetes; Xylariales; Hypoxylaceae. The coding region runs from base 1 to 789 and encodes 262 amino acids. The record is from RefSeq and is a predicted model, not a curated record.